UCCAACGGGCGUAGAGGUAUCCCUACAAAAGAUACUUCGAAGAAGAUUUCGAAAAAGUCACGAAAAAGGAAAGAGAAUGAAGUUAUCGCUUUUGACAAUAACGCUAUUCUCUCUCACUCGUGGGGAUAUUUGGCCACAUCAAGAAAUAAAAAAUGUUAAUCAAAAUGCACGAAAUAUUUUAGACGAGCAUAUAGUGGAAAAUUCAUCGUUUCGAUCGAAUUCUCCGAUUUUGUCAACGUCGAUACUUCCACCUUUAAGAAAAGAUCCUAUUCCCUGGACAGACUUUUUAAUGAGUAAUGAUGGACCUUCGAAAAAAUCUUCAUCGAUCGUAAUUUAUCCUACAGAAGCAACUCUUUCUAAUCAAAACGACAUGAUCGAGCCGAUCGUUCUAAAUACGAUUCCUCCAGUCACGACAACUUUUGCUUCACCUUCUGGGAUAGUUUCUCUAGAGACAAGGACAACCGAGUUCGAAUCACUAAUCAGUCCAGUAACGAUAACGGGAGCUACCGAUGGAAAUGCAAAUAUCGUUGCGAUCGAAAGCAACGAUGAAAUUGCAUCAGACGAUACAUCGAAGAAACUAUUCCUAUGCGGAUCUCUCCGCAACGAGUUGAUCGUGAGCAGACCUGGAAGUGGCUCGGUGUUUAUCAAAGGUGCUUCGAGAGUUGCCAUAAUCGAUGAUGCUCAAAAUUCUGUGAUCGUCUGUCAGCCAAGUACGAAUUUGAGCCCACCACUGGAUCCGGAAGAAAGACUAGGAACGCACGGAAUGGAUUUCGAUCAGAAAUCAUCAACCCUACCACCGACCGUUCUUUUUCCCGAAACACCUAAAAAUCGUGCACCUAUCGAACGAUCCUCGACGACCGUAUUAAAAGAUUAUCUAGUACCACCGUAUACCUAUUUGAAAAGAUAAAAAAUUUGCAAACAUGUUUUGCAAGUUUCUAUUAGGAAAAAUAAUUCAAUCUAUCGAACGUUAAUAGUCUCCUUAUCGUCUGCUAUCGUACGGCAAUAAAACGAACUCGUUAUUCCAUCAAUCGUUGAUUAAUAAUUUGUACGUCGACCUUUCCAUAAGGGAUUCGAUCGAACAUAAACGUUAAUCAAGCAAUAAAA
Molecule: messenger RNA, 1104 nt
Organism: Vespa velutina
Lineage: Eukaryota; Metazoa; Arthropoda; Insecta; Hymenoptera; Vespidae
Exons: 4
Coding region: 77-907 (276 amino acids)
Source: RefSeq, a predicted model, not a curated record